AUGUCUGAAGGGGUCGGCGGUGGUGCUGGGGAUGCAUCGGACAGGCGUCUGAUCUCAGCCACUGCGAACACGAAAGGAUCGCGCCCGUCGACCAAGACGGCUUCCAAGGAGAAGGAGAAGGUCAGCGCUGGUGGCAAACACAAGAACCUUCUCAAGAGCUCGCAGGAGGCUUCGACAAAGCCGGCGGAAGAGGAGACACCACCCCAUCUCCCGGUGACGCUUACCAUCACCUACGUCUCACUCCACUACCCCGUCUUCUGCUUGAACCAGCGCGAUAUGACACCGCUCUCUCGUGCCAUUCCGCACUGCCCUUCCUUGGUCUCCGUGGAGCUGAUCGGGUGCGGGCUGAGCGCGCAGAGCUACAUGCAGCUAGUAGAGGCAGUGUAUCGCAGCCCGCGUGUCUUGUCUGUAGCAGUGGAUUUCAACCAACACAUCAGUGGAAGCUCUUACACGCCCCACUCUCUCGAGAAGGGCAGUCACGCGAGUGUGCUCACAAAUGCGCGAGAGCAGGCUGGGUUCGUGAUUGACCCGACUCUGCUGAAUGCCGCGUCGCCAUCACUCGGCGAUGCGCUGGAUAUGUCAGUCGGCGGCGUCUGCGGCCUCUCCUUCGCUUCGGGAAACUCGCAGGAGCGGCCCUUCGGCUUUAACAUAGUCCCUGCAACCCCUCCUGGCGGUACGAGCGCGGCCGACGCGGCGACCGGUGGUGACAGCAACACUUCUCGUGCUGCCAGGGGUGACCCGAAGCCGACCGUUAUGCGCCAUUCGAGGCUGGUGCAGAGCGCGGCAGCGGACGCGUCCGUCACCGUUUUGGCCGAGGCUCAGCGGGUGGGAGAGACCGGCGACGAGGACCACGGCGGGGGCAACUUGGAGCUGUACUUUUACCCCACGCAGUACUGUGGUCUGGAUCAGUUGCCCACGCAGCUGGAGCUGCAGCUGCAGGAGGAGACGGAGAAGAAAGGCAAGGUGGAUGGCAAGCGGCUGCAGCAGGUACAGGCGCAGCGUGACACCUUGCGCAUCUUCAACCGGCAAAACCGCAUGGAAGUUCCGAAAUCGUGGGACGGCAUCCUCUUCACCGGCAUCCGCUUCCUCAGCUUGCGCGGAAACGGCAUCGACGACGCAGCCGUAACCCGCAUCGUGGAUGUGCUAACGCACAAUCCCCGCUCGCAGCUCGAAUCGCUCAAUCUCUGGGGCAACAACAUCACCGACCUCGGUGCCACGGCGCUAGCGCAGCUGCUGCGCCAUAAUCGAGACAUCCGCGUCUUAGAUGUCGGCAAUAAUAAGCUGAGCGACACCGGUCUUCUGGAAUUGAUCGACAUGUUUCGCAUGCAUCAAGUGUCAUCGAUAGAGGAGGUGCUUGCGCUGCGGCGUGCCUAUUUGACCAGACGAGGCGCGACAGAUGAGGAGCGCAAGGCUGCGGGGCAGCCGUUGUUGGCCACCGACAUCCCAAGCUAUGAAGAUCUCUACGCCUACUGGUGGUACACGCAGCAGCAGCAGCUACACCAGCCGCCGCCGCCACUUCCACACGCGACCGAACGUAGUGGCGCCGCGGACGCCACAUCCCAAGUGUGGAACAACUCGUCUCUCUCUUCCGCUCUUUACAUGGCGCCGCCGCCUCCGCCUCCGCAGCGCGAUGCAUCGCUCAGCCCCAGCUCUUCAAGCGCGAAGCGGGCUUCUUCGUCGAAGAGCAAGCCCAUAAGGUCGGAAUCGGCUCCUGGAGGCUGCGGUGGCGGGCCAAUGGCAUCGGCAGCAGCUACACUGUCCUCAUCUGCUGCGAGGGCAGCGAUGCGUCCUACGGUGGUCUUCGACAGAGACUGCGUGCGGAUGUGCCACCUCGCCGAGAAUGAUUCAUCCAUCCGCGUACCGGGCAACACGGUACUGGAGGUGCUGAACCUGGAGGAGAAUCGCUACGUCACCAUCGUCGGCGUGCGCGAGGCUGCGCGGCGGCUUGCCCUACGCGAGCCAGCAACGACAGCGGAGAUGUUAUCCAUGGUUGAGGUCCGGGAAGUGCACUCGACGCCGUCACUUUCACCAUCUGCGCCGCAUUCCACCGCUAGCUCGAGCAUGGAAGGGGCAAGUAAACGCCUCUCCAGCGCCAUCCACCGUAGCACAGCCGCUGCCUCGCAGCCGACGCCGACACCGUUGACGGUGAUUCACCCACCUGAGCUACACUGCGCCGGGCUUCGGCUGCGGGCGUGCACUGUGAGGUGCCACCGAGAGUCUGAUCGCAGGACGUGGCGAGAGAUGGAUGAGGUGCAGCAGCGCCUGAAUGCCUCCCUGGCCCAAUGGUCCCACUCUCGUGCCGCAUCGCGCACGUGA
Molecule: messenger RNA, 2316 nt
Organism: Leishmania major strain Friedlin
Lineage: Eukaryota; Euglenozoa; Kinetoplastea; Trypanosomatida; Trypanosomatidae
Exons: 1
Coding region: 1-2316 (771 amino acids)
Molecular function (GO): protein binding
Source: RefSeq, a predicted model, not a curated record